Messenger RNA from Mesorhabditis belari, 1596 nucleotides. Lineage: Eukaryota; Metazoa; Nematoda; Chromadorea; Rhabditida; Rhabditidae. The record is from the annotation of a GenBank genome assembly.
AUGUUGUUGUUAUUUUUGAUUUUUGGUGUCGUUACAGCUUGGCCGGUGUCGAAUCGGACGGCUUGCUUUAAAUAUAUCGAUUGCUUGGAACAGGCACAGUUCGCUUUCAAGAAGUGCGCACAGGGGACGGUCGUGGCGUUGGCGUUGGAGACGAGGGAUAAACUUUUCCACACAAGUGCUGCUACUCAAUGGAGUGUUGUGAGUCGAUGUCAAGAGAAUCUCGAACUAGAAGGCCUCGAUUUUGAUUCUCUACAAGCAUUGGUGAAUGAGGAUUCAAGGGAAUGCUUUCGAAGAAUGAACAAAAGAAGGACACCACUUCAGACGAUGUGCGAGGUUCCUGCUUUCCCGAUCAUACCCACCGUUCCACAAUCCCCAAAAACUUGUCUCAUCAAUUUUCGUGAAGAUCGAAAAAGUUGUGAACAAAUGCUGAAUUGUUGCCCGGAGCAUAUAAAAUGUGCAGAAAAGUUAAACACCCUCUCGAUCGCCUAUCAAGAAGCUAAAAAGAAAUCGGUAGCGAUAGCUGAUCGAAUGCUCACUUGUGUGUAUCAAAGCCUUGGACUGAAUCCGCCGAAGAGUGCCGCGAAACAGGACUUUCUCAGGAAACAUCGUGGAGUGAAUUUCUCUCAAAACAAUGCAAAUCAAAAUCAAAAUACGCAAUCAACAGUGCGAUUCAUUCGAAAGGAAAGACCGAGAAAGAAUUUGAAGCCAAUUCCACUUGCAAGCGAUACAAACGAUUUACAUGCAAAUGCUAGAGUGAAAUCACCAGCAUACAGAAACGCUCAGACAUCAUCAGAUAGUGGUGAUUACGCAUUUGGACCUCAGAAACGGACCUCAGAAACGCAGAUUCGGAAAGAAAACGCAGGAAUUGAGAACAAAUAUGCGGACAAAUUGAUUGGAAACAAUGUCGAGUUUCAGAAAGAAUUGGAAAACUCGGGUAAAUACUCGUUUGGGCCAAAGAGUACGGUUGCGCCGAAAGAAGAGGAAAAGCUAGAAGAGAUUUUGAGGAAAGAGGGGGAAACGACCGUUGAUGUAGAGACAGAAAAACAAGAUGUUCCUGAGAAAACGCCAGAUUUUGAACCAAGAAAAGAUUUGGGAAUGGCUGAAGAGAAGAGUCCGCGGUCGGAAAAAGAUCCAUUUGAGACUUAUGAUGAUGGGACGAAAUUGGAUGAAGAAGCUGGAGUAGCUUCUGUUGUUCAAACUUCUAAUGGCACAACCCUGAUCACCGAGGGUGAGACAACGACUGCACCAACGCUCAUAACGACUCCAACUGAAUCAAAAACUGCCGCCCCUGAAGUGACAGUGACAGAAGUGACAGAAGCACAACCACAAGAGGGAAACGAUGAGAAGUUGGAGAAAAUGAAGUCACCAACUUCCCUUGAAGCUACGGAUAUGCAGUCAACAACAGUUGCAACUGCUAAUGAAGCUGGAAAUUAUAAAGAGAGAGUCGAUCUAGUGAAGUAUUUGCUGUCAUCAGCUGAUUCAUUUGAAUCUCAACUCUAUUUGCAGUUGGCGGCUGAAAAUAAAUACGAAGAGCUUGAGAGGAUCGCGGCGGAGAAGAGAAAACGCGUCACUGAUAGCACGGGGAAUACGGGACAA